AUGUAGUACACUCGGUCACAUACCUUGAUCCUGAUUGAAACCAGCAUAAAGCAAGCCAUUACCGUGAGGAUUCCCUGUAGUUAGGUUCAUCGUAAAUCACUUCUUUAAUCGCAACAUUCGCUCAUAUGAUCAUUUAGUCACGGAAUUCUAUCACAUCUUCGCCGGCAAGCACAUGAGAUACUUUUUGUAACUACGAAGUUCCGUCACCAUCAUAGAGUUUCUACGCAUGCGUAUUCUUCUGUAUUAAUCAGCUGAUACUAAAACCGGAUCGUAAUUUGUUAUAUCAUGAAUUAUUAUUCAAGAAUAUUUUUGAUAAUAAGGAAUUUACAUACUUAUUCUACAUUAUUUCGAGAAACACCACAAAAUUUAAAAGGAAAAAAGCAUAGUUCACAAUUAUGGCUUACAAGACAAAUACAAGAUCCUUAUGUAGAAUUGGCUAAACGAGAAAAUUAUAGAUGUAGAAGUGCAUAUAAAUUGUUAGAAAUUAAUGAAAGAUUUAAGAUAUUGGAACCAGGAAAAAUUGUAAUUGAUUGUGGAGCUGCUCCUGGCAGUUGGACUCAAGUUGCUGUUAAAUUCACGAAUGCAAAUGCUAAACAAAAAAGUGCUAUUGGAACUGUUUUAGGAAUAGAUAAACAACCAAUUUAUCCUAUUGAAGGUGCAACUUUAUUAAAUGGUAUGGAUUUUACGGCUGCAACAUCUCAAAAUAAAAUCUUGAACAUCUUAAAUGGUCGAAAAGUAAAUGUAUUUUUAUCAGAUAUGGCACCAAAUGCAUCUGGUAUAAGAGAUUUAGAUCAUGAGAAUAUAAUACAACUUGUAUAUAGUGCUUUAAAAUUUGCUUUACAAAUUAUUCAUAUAAAUGGAAUAUUUGUUUGUAAACUAUGGGAUGGUAAGAAAUCUUUACAAUUGGAGAAAGAUCUGACAAGAUUUUUUAAAUAUGUAAAAAAUAUAAGACCAAAAGCAACAAGAGAUGAGUCUACUGAGAAGUUUCUUAUUGCUCGGGAAUUCAAAGGGAUAAAAAGUACAUCCAGUAAUGCAACGUAACAUGCAAUUUCUUUAACAAUUAAGUUAUGUACAAUAAAAAAUUACAAUUACAACGUAACAUGCAGUUUCUUUAACAAUUAAGUUAUGUACAAUAAAAAAUGCUUAAUGAAUAAAAUGAUUUGUAACAUAAUCGCUUAUCAUGCCUGGACAGGUUGUAAAUAAUAACAAAGCAUGAUAUUUUGGCGCAAAA
Apis dorsata (giant honeybee) is the source of this 1231-nucleotide messenger RNA. It is a transcript of the gene Mrm2, whose product is annotated as rRNA methyltransferase 2, mitochondrial. NCBI's taxonomy places the organism in Eukaryota, Metazoa, Arthropoda, Insecta, Hymenoptera, Apidae. Gene Ontology annotation, molecular function: rRNA (uridine-2'-O-ribose)-methyltransferase activity. Gene Ontology annotation, cellular component: mitochondrion. The record is from RefSeq and is a predicted model, not a curated record. The transcript has 2 exons. The coding region runs from base 286 to 1041 and encodes 251 amino acids. Gene Ontology annotation, biological process: RNA methylation.